This is a messenger RNA of Halichondria panicea, 1611 nucleotides long. RefSeq names its product collagen alpha-1(XXIII) chain-like. Bases 272 to 1291 code for a protein of 339 amino acids. The record is from RefSeq and is a predicted model, not a curated record. NCBI's taxonomy places the organism in Eukaryota, Metazoa, Porifera, Demospongiae, Suberitida, Halichondriidae. The transcript has a single exon.
ACAUGUACAGCACAAAGAUGGGCUCGAAUGUGAAGUUCACUGUAUUUGCGCUACUGACAAUCACACUAUACAGAGGUCUAUUCUUUGCUGUGUGGAAUCUACAUACCCAAAGUAUUGCCCAAAGUGUGAAUCUAAAGGAUGAGAAUCGGAACCAAAACAAUGAAUUGCAAAGUCUAAAAUCUGAGAAUGCAAACCUACAAACCAAAUCUCUGAAUUGCGAGGCUUUGUCGGAGCUAAUCCAAACCCCCACUCGAGUGAUGAAGCCACGGUGAUGGACACACUAAAACGACUAACUCGACAAUCUGGCUCCUCUCAAAGUGCUACUGAUCUACUUGCUGAUGCUCUGGCAGAACUAAUUGAAAAGAAACUCUACACUAUAAUGGACUGUGCUAGAGAUGACGCUGAUAAUUUAACUGACUGUUCGCUCAAGCCAGGCCCAAAGGGGGACAAGGGAUGCCUGGGUGAUCAAGGCCCUCAGGGAAUGAACGGAGAGCGUGGGGUCAAAGGACACAUCGGCUGCCCUGGUCAUAAAGGGGAAGUGGGUCCAAAGGGUCCUAUCGGUGAUCCCGGCCCAAUGGGGCACCGAGGAGUUAAAGGAGAUAUGGGCGAGAUCGGUUCACAAGGUGAGGCGGGGGUUAAAGGUGAGCGAGGUAUGAAAGGACAUUAUGGUUUCCCUGGACACAAAGGCGAGAGUGGCAGGCCGGGUGCCAAGGGGGUUAAAGGAGAUCGAGGCUUUGGAGGCAAUAAUGGACAAAAGGGAGAGAAAGGAAUGACGGGGGUGCCAGGUCCACUGGGACCUAUUGCCGCUACCAUUCCCUCUGAGAGGUGUGGUGGUCCUGGAUGGAGGAAGGUGGCAUCCAUUGAUAUGACUAAUACUAGCCAAAACUGCCCUCAAGGACUAACACUGACUGGCUACUCAAAACGAUCAUGUGGUCGAACACAUACAGAUUGGAGAAAUUGUUCAUCGGUCACCUUUCCUGUUGGUUGUGAUCAAUACAGUCGAGUGUGUGGGAGAGCUAAGGCUUAUCACUGGGGGCUCCUGCAUUCCUUUUAUGGGUAUCACCAUGAAUCACAUGAUAUCAAUGCACAGUACGUUAAUGGACUAAGCUUCACUCAUGGAACACCCAGGACACACAUUUGGACAUUUGCAGCUGGUGCAUAUCAAGCAAACAGUAGUGAUACUUUCUUUGAUCCAGAAUAUAGAGACUUUCACUGCCCUUGUAACCCAGGCAACACGUACGGCUCCCCUCCUUUUGUUUGUAAUGACUAUUUCUGUGAGUGCAGUAUCUAACAUAUUUUACCCUGAUGAUCCACUCUGGGAUGGUCAGGGCUGUAUUCAUGGAAACCCGUGCUGUUCGUUGAAUAACCCACCGUGGUUUAGCAAAACACUACCAACCCCCACAACUGAUAAUAUUGAAAUGAGACUAUGUAUGAAUGGUGAUGAAACGCUUGCUAACAUUGCUCUUGAACAAAUGGAACUAUACGUCUACUGAUAAACUAGAGACACUGAACAUUGAUCUGACUCUGUUAGCUACUUAAUAUCCUAGAUUGCCGUAUCCGUAUAGCGGGUUAUUUCGUAUGGGGAAAUUUUCAUAUUAUUUUUCAUAAUUA